AUGGAAAGAAUUCCCUAUGCAUCGGUGGUUGGGAGUUUGAACUAUGUUCAAACAUGUACUCGACCUGAUAUCAACUUUGCUGUUGGAAUGUUGGGUCGAUAUCAAAGUAAUCCCGGAAUGGACCACUGGAAAGCUGCAAAGAAGGUUCUCAGGUAUUUGCAAGGCACCAAAGAGAACAUGCUUACAUAUAGGAGAUCUGAUCAGCUGGAAGUUAUUGGAUAUUCAGAUUCAGACUAUGCCGGAUGCGUUGAUAGCAGAAAAUCGACGUUUGGCUACUUGUUCCUAUUAGCUGGGGGAGCAAUAUCAUGGAAGAGUGGAAAGCAGUCUGUCAUUGCUACUUCCACUAUGGAGGCUGAAUUUGUGGCAUGCUUUGAGGCCACAAUUCAUGCACUAUGGCUGCGGAACUUUAUCUCAGGGCUUCGGAUUGUCGACACUAUAGCCAAGCCGCUGAGAAUUUACUGCGAUAAUUCAGCAGCUGUUUUUUUUUUCAAAGAACGACAAGUACUCGAAGGGUGCUAA
Molecule: messenger RNA, 519 nt
Organism: Brassica napus (rape)
Lineage: Eukaryota; Viridiplantae; Streptophyta; Magnoliopsida; Brassicales; Brassicaceae
Product: secreted RxLR effector protein 161-like
Exons: 1
Coding region: 1-519 (172 amino acids)
Source: RefSeq, a predicted model, not a curated record